UAUCCCUAACGUAUAUAAAUAAAGACGGAGACUUUCGAUGCCACUUGUACAACCGAUCACAAUGCAAAGUUAUCUUGGUAUCGUCACCGUAGCUGUCUUCAUUUUCACCUUGACAGGAAGUAAUGGUUUGCCUGGUCGGGGACUCGAUGUGCAAUCAGUAAACAGAACCAUCAAUGAUUUCUUCCGUAAUCUGAGUGAUCCACGUUUCAUAUCCCACGACAGCCAUUCCCAUUUGGGACACUCUGUUGAAUUAAACAAUGUGACAAUUGGCGGCAUUUCCAAUGUUCGUGCCUCUGUCAUACAAUUACCCAAAUUUCUGAAUAGAAAUGCACUCAUAGUCCUAAAUGCUCCCAAGCUUGAGAUCAAUGUUACUCAAUACAAUCUUGCUGGAAACACAACCUAUGGAAAUGGCAGCGCAAGGUUUAUUAUUGAAGAUGUAAAGAUCGAAAUCAAGGGUGUAAAGCGUCUAUUUAGAAACGAUAUAUCCAUUAAAAGCGUUUCACUCUCUGUCGGUCACGGACAGGUUGAUAUAACGGGCUUGUACAACGACGAAGAAAAGAGUAAGGCAAUUUCCCAAAAUAUGACGAGGUUUUUGAACAACGAAUUUAACACAAAUAAGAAAGUCCAAGCAAAAGUAAGUGAACGUUUAAAGCCACUAGUUGAAAAGUUAAAAAAUAACAUAUUUGGGAAUUGAUGGUGUUAACUGCAAAAAAGAUACUGGUCUAUCUAUUGUUGCCGUUUGUGUAAUAAACAAUGUACCUAUGCGUGUGAUUUUCAUUUAAAAAAAAACCUGGUCAUCAAUGCAUAACGGGAUAUCUAAGGUGAGUCAAAACUACUUCGGAAUCUUGUUAUAAAAAUGUAUGAUGGCAUGAAGAAAAGCUGUACCAGUACUGUAUCCACCGAGGUAUCCACCCUAGUUGUCUCGGUUUUUCCAUUGAAUACACACUACUUACGAUGUCAGUUACCUACUAUAUAAUUGAUAACUAUACAAUAAAGAUUAAUUUUGUUUCUAAAUACCUUAAUCGCAAAUAUUUAAAAAAAAUCAUCUUUUGAACACACACGUACUUCCUGUCUGCGUCACUCCAAUAAAUAUCUAUUGUAUUAUAAUAUACUUGUAUCAUAUGUCAACAUCAUGGUGUAUAAAAGAAUUGAAAUUUAAUUCAAGAUCAUCAACAAAAUUCCUUGGUUUCACAAUAGAUUUCUUCAGAAAUCGGUCAUAAUUGCAAAUUAUGAAAUGUUUGGAGUUGCUAUCUAAUCCAGAACCUCUUCAAUUUGCAAUAAUUGAUAAACAAUUUGGUAAUGUAUCCCUAAAUGUAAGGUAUAUAAAUAAAGGCUCAGAAUUUCGAUGCCAUUAGAUUUGUACAACAGAUCACAAUGCCAAGUAAUUUUAUUUUCGCCGUAGCUGUCUUUAUUUUGGCCCUCACAGGAACUAAUGGUUCUCCUGGUGGUGGACGCACGGUGCAGUCAGUAAACAGAACCAUCACCGAGUUCUUCCGUAAACUGAAUGAUCCACUUUUCAUAUCGCACGACAACUAUUCCCAUUUGGAACACUCUGUUGAAGUAAACAAUGUGACAAUCGGUGGCAUUUCCAAGGUACACGCCUCUGUCAUACGAUUACCCAGAUUUCUGAGUAGAAAUGUACUCAUAGUCCUAAAUGCUCCUAAACUUGAAAUCAAUAUUACUCAAUACAAUGUUACUGAUGGAAAGACAAGCUAUGGAAAUGGCAGCGCAAGGAUUAGUAUUGAAAAUGUGAAGAUCGAGAUUAAGGCCGUAAAGCCUCUAUUUAAAAGAGAUAUAUCCAUUAAAAACGUUUCAGUCUUUGUCGGUCACGGACAGGUUAAUAUAACUGGAUUAUACAACGACGAAGAAAAGAGUAUGGCAAUUUCCCAAAAUAUGACGAGGUUUUUGAACAACGAAUUUAACACAAAUAAGAAAGCCCAAGCAAAAAUUGAUGAACGAUUAAAGAAACUGAUUGAAAAGCAAAAACAUAAAAUGUUUAAGAUAUGAUGGUGUUCACUGUACAAAAAUAUGUCUCUGGUCUCUCCAUUGCUCCUAUUUGCAUGUAAUAACCAAUAAACAAUUUAAGAGUU
This is a messenger RNA of Photinus pyralis (common eastern firefly), 2090 nucleotides long. RefSeq lists its product as uncharacterized. The transcript has 7 exons. The record is from RefSeq and is a predicted model, not a curated record. Bases 1375 to 2007 code for a protein of 210 amino acids. Lineage: Eukaryota; Metazoa; Arthropoda; Insecta; Coleoptera; Lampyridae.